This is a messenger RNA of Onthophagus taurus, 1056 nucleotides long. The record is from RefSeq and is a predicted model, not a curated record. NCBI's taxonomy places the organism in Eukaryota, Metazoa, Arthropoda, Insecta, Coleoptera, Scarabaeidae.
AUGUUGUAUAUAUAUUUUUCUAAAUAUAUUGUUUUAAAGGAUUUAAUCGAUGAUUUAAAAAGUGAACUUGGCGGUCAUUUUGAAGACGUCAUAGUCGCUCUAAUAAUGCCACCUACCGAAUAUUUAUGUCGUGAACUUAAUCGAGCUAUGGAUGGGGCAGGAACGGAUGAAGAAACUUUAAUUGAGAUUAUUUGCAGUAGAGAAAAUGGGGAGAUUUGUAAAAUUGUUGAUACAUACGAAAGCGUCUAUGAACGUCCUCUUACUGAACAUAUGUGCAGUGAAACCGGCGGUGAAUUGCGAAGACUCUUAACGUUGAUCUUAACGGGAACUCGUGAUGAUUCGAAAAUAAUCAAUGCGGAAGAGGCAAAAGAAAAAGCACAAGCUUUGUACGAAGCCGGCGAAGGUCGUUGGGGUACUCACGAAAGUACUUUUUCAGCGAUUUUGGCGCACGAAAAUUUCAAACAGCUUAGAUUAAUUUUUGAUGAGUAUAAAAAUAUUUCUGGAAAUACCAUCGAACAAGCGCUUAAACACGAAUUAGAUGGAGAUUAUUUGGAUGCUUUGUUAACAAUAGUUGAAUGUAUUCAAAGUCCACCGGCUUAUUUCGCUCAAAGACUGUACAAAGCAAUGCAUGGUUUAGGUACUGAUGAUAAAACUUUGAUUAGAAUAAUUGUGAGUCGAUCAGAAAUCGAUUUGGAGCAAAUCAAAGAAGAAUUUGAGAGGCAAUACAAUAAAACUUUAACUAGCUACGUUGAGCAGGGCGAAACGGGUGGUGAUUAUAAAAAAGCGUUAUUAGCUAUUAUUAAGUAAAGAAAUAUAUUUUAAAAGAAAAGCAACAAUAUAAAAAAGCUUCCUUUUAUAAAAAGUGUUUUAAAAAAUUCCAAAAACAAAUUUGAUGUCAAUUAGUUGAAAUUAAUUUUCAUUGUUUAAAUAUUUAAAACACUUUAUACGUAUAUUUAAAUAUAUAUUUUUGCAAUGGAUACGCUUUUGUAGUUGUUAACGUCUAUAAUCUAUUUAUUAUUAGAAUCUGAAAUAAAAAAAAAUUGGUCCAAAGUGAAA